Cladocopium goreaui is the source of this 1766-nucleotide messenger RNA. NCBI's taxonomy places the organism in Eukaryota, Dinophyceae, Suessiales, Symbiodiniaceae. The record is from the annotation of a GenBank genome assembly.
CAGGACACCAUCGCCGAGUUGCAAAGCAAAGCCGCAGGGCUAAGUGUGCGUCGACAAGCGCUCCGGAAAGUCUUGGCACAACACACCGCGGUCUUGGAACUACUGGAAUUGCCGCAGCUGUUAGACGCCUGCGUGCGAAAUCAGAUGUAUGAAGAGUCCCUGGAGCUGCUUGCAUUCUGCAACAGCCUGCUCCAAGCGCACGAAGCUCGCGGCGAAGAGAUCGCCGUCCUGAGUGGCAUCAAAGAACAGGUUGCUGUCCAACGGGCUAACCUCAAAGAUGCCCUGGCUUCGCAGCUCAAAACAGACAUUCAUUUGCCUGCCUGCGUGCGCAUUGUGGGCUUUCUUCGGCGUGUACAACGCCAUUCCGAAGAUGAACUACGCCAGCUCUUCAUCGAGCAUCGUAGCAAGUUCUUGGAGAGUCACAAACAGCAGGUGGAGUUGUUGAGACACAGUCGUGGCAGUGUUGGCACAGCCUUGCGCAAUGCGGCUGACUUGCUUCGGACGCAUGUCUAUGACAUUGGCACUCAGUACAAGGCUUUGUUCCCACAAGACGAUGGGCCUUUGAGUGUUUGGCUAAACAGUCAGGUGAUGUGGUUGGUUUCUCUUCUGCGUCAUCAUGUUUUGCCUCCAAGCACAGCAGCGGCGAAAGCUUCCCAGGGCAGUGCAAAGAUCGACGCUGCCCAGUUGACCACUGUCUUGCGACAAUGUGUGCAUGCUUCCUCCACGCUGAAACGUUUAGGCGGGCACUUCUUUGGAGCCGUCGCCAGCAUCUUCGAGGCACGAAUGGAGCAGCACUGUCGGGAUAUGCUUGAUGCAGCGCUUCUGAACUUCCAUUCUGAACUCGGACGAUACGAUUGGGUUCCCUCGACAGCCAUGGCAGGAAGUGCUCCUGAAUCAGGGUGGCUGCAUCCGCAGGCUUUGGAGUUGACGAGACAUCGUCCACUGGCAGUGCUGGCCAAUGACAUCGUGCAGGUCUUCAAUGAACUGAGACAAUGCACUCUGUAUGGUCUACGAGUUGCUGUGGUGACUCAUUGCUAUGAGUGCUCCAUGGCAUCACUCAAUCUGCUGCGGUCCGUACUGGCGCAGAACCUGCGGCCAGGCUCUCCGCAGACAGCCGAGUUUCAUAAGCUUUGCAGAAACUUUGCUGACAUCUUGAUGCCCUUGGUGGCGGCUCACUUGGAAGCUCUAUUUGGAGCAGCUGCUAGGCUGGACGUGGACGGCAUCGUGGCAUCCAUGGUGCCAGACCUCAUCGAGGAUAUUCAGCCUGUAGAGGCCGAACCAGUCGUGGCUGAACAUGCGGCAGCAUUGCCGGACACAGAGCCAGCAGCGACAGAGCUGGGCGUGGAACAAUCGCCUGCUGAGAUCGGAGUGCCAGCUGCUGAAGCUCCGUGAUGAAUGCCUGUUAGAAAAUGCUCAGCCGCUGCUGGAGAAUAAAAGGAAUAGGAAUAGAUAGGAAUAGAAGAGUUUCUGAAGAGAUUUGACAGGUUUUGUGGUUUUGGAAGGUCGAAAUCAAAAGUGUAUUGUGAUUUGGGCAGGUCAGGAGUGAACAAUCUCCAAGAGGCAUCACUGAGUGAUGAGACUCGGUGCUCAGAUAAGAUAUUUGAGCCCAUUGCUGAGGUGACACUACCCAAAUCGGUGAGAGAGUCAGAGACAGGCUCUCAAUGCAGUGUGUGUAUUGCAUGUUGAGAACAUAUCAUGUUUGUUAUUUGUUCUUGAGCCAAGCAAAGUUUCACAGAACCGCAACUUGACCAAAAGGAACAGGAAAA